Xiphophorus maculatus (southern platyfish) is the source of this 4436-nucleotide messenger RNA. It is a transcript of the gene ttc17, whose product is annotated as tetratricopeptide repeat domain 17. Gene Ontology annotation, cellular component: cytoplasm; actin cytoskeleton. The transcript has 25 exons. Gene Ontology annotation, molecular function: protein binding. The coding region runs from base 29 to 3649 and encodes 1206 amino acids. NCBI's taxonomy places the organism in Eukaryota, Metazoa, Chordata, Actinopteri, Cyprinodontiformes, Poeciliidae. Gene Ontology annotation, biological process: actin filament polymerization; cilium organization. The record is from RefSeq and is a predicted model, not a curated record.
UUGCCGCAGAGCAGCAGGAGACAGAAAAAUGGCGGACCUCAGGAAAAUCUGUCCCGAGUCUUUGCCCUGCCGUGUCAACCACACACAGAAAACGUCCUUCCAGGGGAAGCUUUUCGUCUUUCUUUGUGUACUUAUAGUGGAUUCCGGAGGAGCCACGACACAUUGGGUCGUCACAGAGGAUGGGAAAAUUCAACAACAAGUGGACUCUCCUUUGAAUCUAAAACAUCCUCAUGAUGUGGUAAUCUUCAUGAGACAAGAAACUCGUGUAAACUACCUCAAGACUUUGGAGAAGCAGUUAGUAGCACAAAAGAUUCACAUUGAGGAGAAUGAAGACCGAGAUACAGGUUUGGAGCAGCGGCACUACAAAGAGGAUUCAGAUUGCAUAAUGGCUAAGGUGCCACUGGGAGACCUGGAUCUGUAUGAUGGUACUUAUAUCUCCUUGGAGAGUAAAGACAUGAGCCCUGAAGAUUAUGUCGAUUCACGAUCUGCUCUGCCCCCAGAUCUAGAAAAGCCAGACUGUGCUAAAGUUUUUGAACUACCUUAUAGUAUUCAUGCCUUCCAGCAUCUCAGGGGUGUACAGGAGAGAGCAAACUUGACCUCCCCUCUUCUUUCUAAGGAUGAUCCUAUUUUUAGUUCUUUAACUAAAAAGUUUGGCCGCACUAUUGAUGAAGUGGGCCACCGCAUUCAUCAGAGCUUGCUGAAGAAUUCCUCUUCCUGGGUGUUGUAUAACAUGGCAUCCUUUUACUGGCGUAUGAAAAAUGAACCUCAGAGGGCAGUGGACUGUGUAGUGCGUGCUUUACAUUUUUCUCCAAGACAGCACAAGGAUAUAGCGCUGAUAAACAUGGCCAACAUCCUGCACCGGGCCCAUUUCUCAGCUGAUGCUGCUAUUCUUGCCCACGCUGCCCUAGACCUUACCUCAGAUCUCUUUACAAGUCAUUACACAUUGGGCAACAUUUACGCUAUGCUUGGGGAAUACAACCACUCAGUGUUGUGCUACGAGCAGGCACUGCAGGCCCAGCCAGGCUUUGAGCAGGCCUUGAGGAGGAAACACGCUGUGCUCUGUCAGCAAAAGCUGGAGCAGCGCCUAGAAGCUCAACACAGAUCCCUGCAGAGGACUCUGAAUGAACUGAAGGAGUACCAGAAGCAACAUGACCACUACCUCCGCCAACAGGAGGCACUAGAAAAACACAAGCUGCUGCAAGAGGAGCAGAUUCUGCGCAAUAUUAUCCAUGAAACCCAAAUGGCCAAGGAAGCUCAGCUUGGAAAUCAUCAGAUGUGCCCACUAGGUCAGCAGCAACGCCGUCUGUACUGCCCCUUCGAUCUUCCUGUGCGUUAUCACCGGGGUGAUCUUUUUGAACAUGUCCACCAUGUCCAAUUUGGAGAGGCUUUGUCUGUAGCAUCCAGUGUGGCGCUUGUAUCAGAACGCAGCUCCAACCAGACAGCUUCCAGCCCCCAGCUCCGUCCCACUGUGUCUGGUGAUCAGGACCCUGCUGCAGCCCUCUGGGGUGGCCAUCAAGAGUACACACAGGACACACAGAGGACAUUGUGGCCUCAGAGGUCAGACUGUGCCCAUCAGUACCCAAGUAUACCACCUGCCCAUCUGCUACCAACCUACUUCCUCUUGCCUGAAGCACAGGGCCUGGGCCCAGUGGCAACUCUCCUGUAUAGCAGCGCUGGCCCCAUUUCAGUAGACAGUCCACCAGACUGUAGUCCUGUCCCUCAACCAUAUCCAGCUUUCCUCCCCGCCUCAUUAGACUGGCCCCUGGAAGAAAAGAAGCUGCCAGAUUCCUUUGCAUCUGAGAUGCUACAUUUACGCAGUGGAGGAUUUACACUGGAGCAAGUUGGCGACAGAAUAGCACAAGCUAUACAAGAAGCCACUAUACCCCACUGGCUGGUCAACAAUGAGGCAGCUCUAUUUUGGCAGGCCAAAGGCAACGGCAGUCGUGCCUUGCAGUGCCUGCGUCAGGUGUUGAACUCUGCUCCGCCUUCGCACCAUCACAUGGCCUUCACCAAUGCUGCUAACCUGCUGCUGCACUACGGUUUGACCCCCCAUGCACAAAUGCUGCUGGACCAUGUGUUGACAUUCAAUACAUCUGAGCCUCACGCCCUGCUCAGCUUGGUGAAUGUGCAUUUAGCCCAGAGCAAUGUGACAGGUGCUCUGGCCUUGUUUCGCCACAUUCUGGAGACAACCCUGUCCUCGUCGUCUUCCUUCUCAUCCAUUGCUGCCUGCGAGCAAUGUCGCACCAACCUGCCUUUACUACGCUGUCUUCAGUUCUACCCUUCACUUUACAAUCUUUCCCACCGACAACCUUGUUCACAAGAUGGAACCUGCAUGACUGAGGAAGACUUUGGCAUACAGCUGGAGGAAUGGGAGGACAGUGAAGAGAAGCAGGACGCAACUGCCAGUUCUGCCAUUGAAGACAUGUUGCUCUUUGAGAAUGUAAUCCUAGACAGUAAUGGCUCAGGUGAGGCGACAACACAGCAACAGGCUUCUCCCUCCUCCACAGGAACUGCCAAAAUGUCAUCAUCUUUUGGAGACGGAGGAGUGGAAAAAGAGGAGGAAUGGCAGCUGAAGGAGGACCUAAUGGGAGCGUUUGAGGGAGCGCUGGAUGUGGGAGGAAAACGCGGAGACCUGCAAGGCAUCAGAGUGCUGAAGAAUGACCGCAUCAUGGGGGCCCGAGCAGGAAGUGGACCGUGUUUUGGAAACUGUGAGGAUGAUGAUGGAGCAGAGUGGAUCACCUUCCAGGUAAAACGGGUUCGUAAAUCAAAGGCAGAUGGGUCAGAAAGUGUCUCAAUGACUGAUGACAGUCAAAACGAGGAGUCGAUACCUGGAGGGAGCUCUGUACUGGAAAUCAGUGGUCCAACUAUUCCAUCUCCCGGUCCUUCAGGUCGCUGGAGAGACUAUACAAGUCUUGGCUGGCCUGGACCAGAGGAGUGCCAGCGCACACGGAGGGUUGACCUCACUACUGUAGCUAGUACUUGGUUGGCUGUUUCUGCCAAGAAUAUUGACAUCACAGAGCACAUAGACUUUGCCACCCCACUCCAAGAACCUGCAGCUGAACCUUUAUGCAAUGCCAACCUACCUGCCAGUAUGCACACCCUUGACCACCUGGCAGGUGUAGCCAACCGCGCCUCCAUCCACUACACAGGGGAAGCCCAGCUGCGAGAGGUUCUGCAGAACCUUGGGAAAGAUAAGUUUCCUCCCCAGUCAUUUGAGCAGGUGGGAACUCGCAUUGCUAAAGUCUUGGAGAAGAAUCAGACAUCUUGGGUGUUAUCCAGCAUGGCUGCACUGUACUGGAGAGUGAAAGGUCAAGGCAAGAGAGCCAUCGACUGCCUGCGGCAAGCCCUUAACAAUGCCCCUCAUCACAUGAAGGAUGUACCACUUAUCAGCUUGGCCAACAUCUUUCAAAACGCUAGGUUAUGGGAGGAUGCCCUCACAGUCGCUCGCAUGGCUGUCGAGAUUGCACCGCACUUUGUCGUGAACCACUUUACCCUUGCCAAUGUCUAUAUUGCAAUGGAGGAGUUUGAGAAAGCAAUGCACUGGUAUGAAUCCACUUUGAAGCUGCAGCCAGAAUUCGCCCCUGCCAAAGAUCGACUGAGAACCAUUCAGUGUUAUCUGCUCACCAAGAGGGAGCGUCGCCAACCCUAAACCACUCAAUCUGACCAUAAACACAUCAGACACAUGCACACAUUCAGACAUUCUCUACCACAGGAAGUUGAAAGUCAACAGUCCUAAUUUUGUGUAUUCCAGGCCCCUUUUCUUCAUUGGUGGUCGAACAAGGUUCUGUUAAUUAGGUUGAACUGUAGAUAAUUUAGCCCCAUAACUGCAAGACCUUUGCUAUUUAACAAUCAAAACCUUGUGUUGCUCAUAUCAUGUUUUUUUCUGUUUGCUUAACUUUAAAAAUAUGUGGGGUUCAAAGUAAGUUAUACAUUUAAAGUCUGACUACUUCUGAUGUAACUUUUAAAUCAACCUGGGCCAACCAGAACACUUUAUUAUUAUUCUUCUUGAAGACAUUUUAAAAAUAAAAAUAACGUUUUGCUCCUCUGUUUUCAAGAAUAAUGACAUUGUUGGUGCCAGUUUUAAAUUCUAAAUGAAAAGGCUGUAUUACAGUAUUUUUGCAAGAAAUCUUUUGCUGAGGUGAUAGGGGAAUGUGCUUCUCAACUCAGAAGUUAAACGAGUUUUAAUUGAGCGAUAAUGCCCUCUCUGUGCUUUUUUCAAUGAAUGGGAAUUCUCGGUUUAUGCACUUUUUCUUUUUGUCAUUCCUAUUUAUAUGGGACCUACAAACUGAUUUUGCUACAAGCUAAUUUAAAUAUAAGAGUGAAAAUGAGAUGCCAUUUCAUUUGCUUCUCAACGUGGAAAUUACAUGGCAAAAAAGAAUUUAUCAUUGACAGUCUAUUAAAAAGAAAUCUGUAUUAAAUGUACAGUUUUAAAGGCA